Molecule: messenger RNA, 777 nt
Organism: Arabis nemorensis
Lineage: Eukaryota; Viridiplantae; Streptophyta; Magnoliopsida; Brassicales; Brassicaceae
Source: the annotation of a GenBank genome assembly
AUGGAGACUCUGCAACCACUGUCUCACGUUCCUAUCUCUAACCACCGGUUCGAUGUUCAAGAGAUGAUUAGUAGCAUCUGGACUAAAGAAGAGAACAAGAUGUUCGAACGAGCUCUUGCCAUAUACGCUGAAGAUUCUCCUGAUCGUUGGUUCAAAGUUGCUUCCUUGAUCCCUGGAAAGACUGUUUUGGAUGUUAUGAAGCAAUACAGUAAGUUAGAAGAAGACGUUUUCGAUAUCGAAGCAGGACGUGUUCCCAUUCCUGGUUACCCUUCAGCUUCUUCUCCUUUCGGGUUUGAUCCGGACUCGUGUCGUAAACGGCCUGUUGGAGCAAGAGGAUCUGAUCAAGACAGGAAGAAAGGAGUCCCUUGGACAGAAGAAGAACACAGGAGAUUCUUGUUAGGGCUUCUCAAGUAUGGGAAAGGAGAUUGGAGAAACAUAUCGAGAAACUUUGUAGUGUCGAAAACUCCCACGCAAGUCGCGAGCCACGCACAAAAGUAUUACCAGAGACAGCUCUCCGGAGCCAAGGAUAAACGCCGGCCAAGCAUACAUGACAUGACAACCGUCAAUCUUCUCAACGCUAAUCUCAACCGUUCCUUUUCCGAUCAUAGAGAUAUUCUUCCGGAUCUAGGGUUUAUCGACAAGGAUAAUGCCGAGGAAGGAGUAAUGUUUUUAGGUCAGAAUCUAUCAUCGGAUCCAAACAUGUUUUCUCCAUCACAAUCUUCCUUCGAUGCUGCCAUUAACUUCACCGGGGGAGAUGCUUUUGAUGCCGGAGCUUAA